This is a messenger RNA of Penicillium longicatenatum, 1047 nucleotides long. RefSeq lists its product as uncharacterized. The transcript has a single exon. The coding region runs from base 1 to 1047 and encodes 348 amino acids. The record is from RefSeq and is a predicted model, not a curated record. NCBI's taxonomy places the organism in Eukaryota, Fungi, Ascomycota, Eurotiomycetes, Eurotiales, Aspergillaceae.
AUGAGGGAUCACAUUUCAUCAAAUCCGAACCCCAUCUCAUCUACCCGCUCCCGCAAAAAGCAAGCUGAGGUGACGAUCGUCGGCGGUAUGCGCUCGUCUUCGCCCGCGCCGCCACCGGGCCUUUCGAGCGGGUCGUCUUCUCCGUCGAUCUCGUCUGUGGAGACUUCUUCUCCCACUGGGCUUGGUCCAGGAAUCGGUCUUGGUUUUGGAGGCUCUUUGUUUGGGGAUGGGAAUGAUGGUGAUGUUUUGGCCCCCGUAAUCACGGCUAGGAAUUCGGCUUCAGCGAGUAGGACUGGAACUGGGCGUUCAAAUGGUGCCAUGCACUCGUCGCGCGCUUCGUCUUCGUCGUGGAGCACUGCUGCGCCGUCUGCUUCAUCGGCCGCUUCGGUUGGUAUCGUGGAGCAUCAAGCUGCACCACGAACACCUGGAGAGAGGGUCUAUACAUGCUUAUUCCAUAUGCUGGAUUGUCAUGAUUCGUUCGAUCAAGUCAUGGAGUGGAAAACGCAUGUCUUGAGUCACUUCCGCACGCAUCCGACGCCACGGACGGCGCGGUGUCCGCUCUGCUCUGACGAAUUUGUCGAUGAGGGCGAUGAUGAGUCGCUGCUUCUUUCUCCCCUUUCAAUAUCUGAGCCGAAUGGGGAUGAGAAAAGUCAUAGUCAAGAAAACGAGGGCUCGAUCAACUCGGCGUCUGUCAUCACAUCUUCACAAGAUAUGGUUCAUGAUCACAGUCAAUCGCAAUUUUUAGAUUCUGCCUGGAAUCGUAUGCUCAAUCAUGUCGCUGAAAACCAUUACCAGAACGGUCAGACGUUAGCGGGUAGUCGGCAAGACUUCGAGCUCAUGCGCCACCUGUAUAACCGGCGCAUCAUAUCUGAUGCCCAGUUCAAGGCUAUGCAGCUUGCGCCUGCGCCGUCGAGUCCGGCAUAUCAUCGUUCACAGGAUGGCGUGCGAGCUAGUAUCGGGUCCUCGGAUGAGCCGUACUAUGCACCUUAUAGUCGGAGGCGGGAAGAGAGGAUGAGGGGCGCCACUAGGGGGGUUAGUGUUGUUUGA